This is a messenger RNA of Apis florea (little honeybee), 1771 nucleotides long. RefSeq lists its product as uncharacterized. The record is from RefSeq and is a predicted model, not a curated record. NCBI's taxonomy places the organism in Eukaryota, Metazoa, Arthropoda, Insecta, Hymenoptera, Apidae.
AACGAAUAAAAAAUAAAGGAAGUAUGAUUGUACACUUUAUAUUUAACGUUGAAUUUCUACAAAAUAGAAUUUCCAAAGUAUUCAUUGCAUAAAAAACUAUUUUUAUUUACACAAUACGUGGAUAUAUCUAUUAUUAAUUGGUAAAACUUGUCACUUUUUGUAUCACUGACAUUAAUGUAGAUAUAUCAUAUGCCUUAAAUAAAUUGUUUUACGAUUUAACAACUGAAAUAAUAGAUGCAUCAUUUCUGUGUCUCGUUAAACGUUUAAAUUAUUGAAAUUUCCAAAUUGAAUUUGUAUAAAAAUAAAAGAAGACAUGGGAUAUGGAGAUAGAAAUGAAAUUAAAAUAAUUAAUUAAUAGAAUUACAACGUAGAAUACCUUGAUGAUACCUGGAAUAUUAUAUCAUUAAUUAUAUACUAUUUUGAUCAGUUCAAGGAAGACUGGGUUUAAAAUAUUUUCAUGAAUUAAUUAAUGAACUAUAUCUACGCUAUAUCCACCGUCCAUCAUAUAUUUCGCUUUAUUUAACUUAUUUUAGAUUUAAAAUUACCACAUAAUUGAUUUAUUCAUCAUAAAAAAGUAUAUCUCUUGAAAACCUAUCAUAUUUAUUAUAUCAAUAAUCCAAUUCUGACCAUAGAAAUGAAAAUCACGAUUAAUCAAAUUGAUUAAAUUUCCCAAGUUGUAAAUUAUCGAGUCAAAAAUCAAGGAAAAAUAAUGAUCUGCAAGACAAAAUUUGUUCAUCGAUUUAAAUACAUUAGAAAGCAAUUUGUCUCCUUUAGAAAUCAUAAAUAAUGGGAUGCAUACGUUCGCCUAAUUCGUGAUUCGACUCGAGGAACACCCGUUAAACCACGCGCACAGAACAGAAAGCAACGAGCGCAUAAAAUCAGACUAUCGGCAUCCGCAAUCGAAAUCCAGCGUGUACAAUUAAACGUGUUUGGCACCCGAAUCGUCAAAAUUCCAAAAGCGUGAAUGGGUCUCUCUAUAGUGGAGGCGGUGUGCAAUUGCAAUGAAAGCAGCGCAUCGCCCCAGACCUUAAAAUGUUACAUCUCAACGAAGGAUCUCCUACCAUCGUACAAACCGCUCAUAAAGGCCACGAUGAAGACAAGAUGCACUUUUCGUCGCAUGAUAAUAUCCAUUAUCGUAAUAAUCAUAAUCCUGGCCAUUGUAUAUUGCCUGUCAAUCUCUGGACAACACGUGCAAGAUAUCGGUAGAAAUUUACGAAGUCAAAUACAAGCUCGAAUUAACGAACCGCUACCUAGAAUAUUGCAAUUUCGAACAAUAGAGAUUCCUAGAUCGGAGGCGGAGCCGGAGGCAGAGGCAAACCCAGAGCCAGAGGCGGAAUUAGAGGUAGAUGUAACGAAUUGAGUUAAAAAAUUAUCAAAAGGCUAACAGAGAAUUCCGAAGAAUUCGAUGAAACGAAUUAAAAUAAAACGUGAGUAUUUCAUUUUUGUCAUCUGUCAGGAUGAUGAAAAUUACAAUUUUUUUCUUUCUUUUUAUCAAAACGCGAGAUUUCUCUCUUUGUUUGUUUUAAGUAAGAUUUAAAUUAAGAGAUCGGUUCCUCGAUAUGUAUAUAAAGAGGUUAGGAAUACGUUCAUAAGUAAUCCUUAUUAUUUCACCUUCCUUAUAUAAAACGAUAUUCAGUGGUAAAUAUUAGAAAAUGGAUGUUUAGAUGGAAGAUAUUUCGUCAAUAGUAAUAAACGAAAUUCGUAUUGUUUAUAUACAUAUUUUAUCUCGUUAUCGUAUUCGAACGUACACAGUUUUAUUUAAAGUAAAUAU